Blepharisma stoltei is the source of this 577-nucleotide messenger RNA. The record is from the annotation of a GenBank genome assembly. NCBI's taxonomy places the organism in Eukaryota, Ciliophora, Heterotrichea, Heterotrichida, Blepharismidae.
AUGAUGAUAAAAAUAAAGGAAAUUGCUUACUGAACAGAAUUGGAAAAUGAUGAUACUAACUCCCCCCCUCCGUGAGUGAACAAAAUUUUUUUUGUUCACUCACGGAGGGGGUUAAUUUUUUUUUUUUAAAAACAAUGUAAUAGAAAUUUUAUAGAAAAUUUUUUUUUUCGAAAUUUAAAAAAAUCCUAAUUCGCAAAAAUUUGAAAGCAAAUAUUAAUUUAAUUUAUAAAAUUUAUGUUUUAAAAAGCAAUUCGUUUAAAAGUAAACAGAAUUAGCUCUAGAUUUCAUUAUACUAGUUAUCACUUAUAUAUAAAAUUUUUUUUCCUUAAAAAAAUUUUUGUUCAAAAAUGGCGAUUUUUCUAAUGGUUUUGUUCACUCACGGAGGGGGGGGAGUAAGAAUAAAAUAUUUGGCUUCGUCUCUCUUCAGAUUAUAUGAGAAAGACUGAUAAUUUUGCGAAAUCAUCAACACUUAGAGGCACCUAAAUCCUUAAAAACAAUUGUUUCAAAGUGCUUUUUUGUAAAAUGGCCUUUGAUUUUUCAUCAGUUCUCCAGUAAAAGUGAUGGGACUGCUUUGUAG